Neodiprion fabricii is the source of this 1960-nucleotide messenger RNA. It is a transcript of the gene nanos, whose product is annotated as nanos homolog 1. Gene Ontology annotation, biological process: oogenesis; negative regulation of translation. The record is from RefSeq and is a predicted model, not a curated record. Bases 325 to 831 code for a protein of 168 amino acids. Lineage: Eukaryota; Metazoa; Arthropoda; Insecta; Hymenoptera; Diprionidae. Gene Ontology annotation, molecular function: mRNA binding; zinc ion binding. Gene Ontology annotation, cellular component: perinuclear region of cytoplasm. The transcript is spliced from 3 exons.
GGGAUGCACGGCGACAGUCGUCGACGUCUUCCAAGUGACCAGCGCCGCGUUUUUGGCGGCGGGGGGAAGGCGGGGAAGUCCUCAAAUCUCAAGUGAGGCAACGCGCCCGCUCGAAUCAGUUUCAACCGAGUUAUCGCGCUGAGUGGUUGUGUCGCGGUUUGCGUCACCUCUCGGUGAUUUUUCAUUCUUUGUUUUUCGUUAUAAUCAUUUUUUUUCUCUUUAUUUUAACCAAUAUAUAUACAUAUCUAUCGUGUUUUACUCUACAUUUCUAAGCACACGCAUCGAGCACUUUUCGACCAAGUUGUUUUACAUAAUACCAGCAUCAUGAAGGUUCUGGUGCCUCAGCAACUACCCAUGCCGAAUGUGUCGAAUUCCUUUUUUCCAUUCAACCCCAGCCUGGAAGAGGAAUUGAAACGACUUUUCGCCGAUUUCACUAUCAGCCCCGAUGUCUUCACGCAGCGUAAUGAUGUGAUGGAGGAAUUCAAGCACAACGGGCAUGAUUCUGAAUACUGCCCGGAACUGGAGUCUGGUGCCGUGCCCACCCCAAAUCCGCGCAGAAGGAAGAACAAGAAACCGCUGCCGACAGAAUGCGUAUUUUGCAAGAACAACGGGGAGGAAGCACAUUACUAUCGCGGUCAUCUGCUGAAGGAUGCCGACGGCCGAGUAAACUGCCCCAUUUUAAGGGCUUACACGUGUCCGAUAUGCGGUGCGUGCGGGGACAUUGCUCACACAAUCAAGUAUUGUCCAUUGAACAAAAACCCGGAGGCAGUGGCGACAGUGAACGCGUUGAAAGUGCUGCGAAAUUCGACUGGAAAACGCCGUUCAAAGUAGCUUCGAGAUCCCCCAAUCAUCCGCAUCACCGUCAUCCUGAAGAACGAGUCGCGCUGCGCUGCCGUGUGAAUACCUUCUUUCUGUUGGACCAGCGACUGCAGUAUCCGCCUUAUUUUUUUUACCUCGAGCAUGAACCAAAGAUAUUUUAGGAAGUCUAUAGACUACCCUGAGACGCUGAGAUAAUCAUUCGCAAUCUUACAAUCUCGUGAAACGCUCUUGCUUUGGCUUCAGCAAAAACGUUUCAUGCCAUGGUUUAGGAUUUCGAACGAAUUGCGAAAAUCUCGGGACUCUGGGUGCGCCUUAUUUCCCUUUCCGCCUACGAAUAAAGUUCGAAAUAUACCUACGGUUGAUUCCUGUAGUUAUAUUUUGUAACCUUGAUUCAUUCUGACUUCUUAUUUAUCUUCAGUAAUCAUGGGUUGAGAUAAAUUUCGCUGGCAUAUCGUUUUCAUUGUCACACUAUUUUUAAUCUUAUUAUUUUCACACGACAACGUCCGCGAAGCUGUAAAUACGAACAUACGAGUCCGAUAGUCAAAUCUGGGCUACGGCAAAUACGUGAACAAAAAAAAAAAAACUGCUUCGAAAAUCAUUCGAAACCAAUCAGGUAUCAUCAUCUUUUAAACGUUAAGAUCAGUAGUUUUCGUUACGUUACUUUUCUAUGCAAAAUAGAAAGAACAAAAUAUCGAAGGUUUAUUAUGAUGAAUAGCUAAAGAACGCAACUAUCUUUAUGACAUAUAAGUAAGAUUUUCUACAUUUAAAAACAUUUUUUUCCAACAACUGAUCAUGGUUUACAACAUGACAAGAAAAGAGCGACAAUCACGACGUUGUUUGAUAAUUUUUCAAUACAUACUACUUUCAUUCUAAUCAUGAUUUUACAAUCUCCCCGUACUUUCGCCAUAUGAUUAUAGGGCGGUAGGUUUUACAUAAAUCGCGCGUACAGAUCAGAACACAUGCCUGUGCUUGCAGUCAUAGUAAAUCGAGAAUCUUUCAUAUGUACACAACACCGCGCGCGAUAUUACUGCUAAGUAUCCAUCAAAACAUCAUUCACAAAUACAUAACCAGUUUUUUUUUUUCAAAAACUUGAACAGUAUUCUACUCUCAAAUUGGAAAAAACUCUGAAAUAACCCAAGUU